AGACCGGCGUGUCCGCGCUGGACCAGAGCAUCGCGGAGUCCGAGGCGAAGAUCGAGGCCCUCGGCAGCAGCAUCAAGGAGCUGUCCGAGAAAAAGGCGUCCACCGAGGCCGCGCUGCAGGAACCCGAGCACACCGCCAGCCGCGCCGAGGCGAAGGAGACGAUGAGCAAGGCCACCGCGCUGAGGGACACUGAGAGCAAGGCGGCCCUCAAGUUCAAGUCGGAGAGCGACAUCAACAUCAGCGCCAUCGCGGCCGCCGUCAAGGCCAUCGAGAACGGGAUGUCAGGGUCCUUCUUGCAGACGUCGAGCGCGAACAAGCUGCGCCAGUACGCCAUGGAGAAGGCGACCAUGUCAGACACCGACCGCCAGGAGAGACGGCCCUGCUGUCCUUCCUCUCCGCCUCCAGCGACUACGCCCCCAAGAGCGGCCAGAUCGUCGGCAUCCGGAGAUGGGCGACGAAAUGGCCGCCGCCCUGGCGGACGACCAGAAGGCGGAGGCCGAGGCGCAGGCGAGUUACGACCAGAUGAUGGCGGCCAAGACGAAGGAGGUGAACACACUCACCGCGCAGAUCGAGGAGGACCGAUGACGCGGCUCGGGGAGGUGAGCGUGAUGCUGGGCGAGGACGGCAACGACCUGGAGGAGACCAAGGACACGCUGGCGGAGGAUACCCAGUACCUGGCCGAGCUCAAGAAGGGCUGCGCUACCAAGGAGGCCGAGUGGGAGGCGCGCUGCAAGGUGCGCGCCGAGGAGAGCUUGUCGCGCUGUCGGAGACCAUCGAGGCCCUGAACGCCGACGACGCGCUGGACCGAGCUUUUCAAGAAGACGUUGCCCUCCGC
Messenger RNA from Prorocentrum cordatum, 835 nucleotides. Lineage: Eukaryota; Dinophyceae; Prorocentrales; Prorocentraceae. The record is from the annotation of a GenBank genome assembly.